CCCCGAAUUUCAUCCACAUUUCCACCCCGCCGCCGCCGCCCCUGUCCCGCUCGUCCUCCAGAAAUGGCGACGUCGCCGCGCCUCCUCCUCCUCGUGGUGCUACUCCUCUUCGCGUCGGCGGCGGCCCCCUCCGCCGCGGUAAGGUUAGUCGUCGGUGGCGGCAAGCGCUGGGCACCCAACGUCAACUACACCGACUGGGCGGAUGGGCACGAGUUCCACGUCGGCGACUGGCUCGAAUUCGACUACGAGAAGGACAGGUACGACGUGGUCCAGGUGAACGAGACGGCGUACGCGAAGUGCGACGGGGGCAGCCCGAUCCUCAGCUACAGCCGCGGCCGCAGCUUCGUCUUCCGCCUCAACACCACGGGCCGGCUCUACUUCAUCUGCAGCCGCGGCUACUGCUGGAACGGCAUGAGGGUGUCUGUGCUCGUCCAGCCCGCGCCGCCGCCGCCGGCGGCCAUGGCGCCGUCGUCCCACGCCCGCGCCGCGACCGGGGUCUGGCGGUGGGCGGCUCUCACUGUCUUGAUAGGCUUGGCGGUGCCUUUUCGGGUGUGAACGGAAAGGCGCAAGCACUGGCCGUUCUGCGCGGUGCCUUCCUGACUGCCAUGGUCUACAGAUGUUUGCCUACCGUGCUAUCCAUUUUUUGCAGCUUAACGUAGUCGUGUUUGGAAGGAAAUCAAAUAAUAGAGAGAGAAAAUGAGCCA
Panicum virgatum (switchgrass) is the source of this 704-nucleotide messenger RNA. Its product is annotated as lamin-like protein. The record is from RefSeq and is a predicted model, not a curated record. The coding region runs from base 64 to 555 and encodes 163 amino acids. The transcript has 2 exons. Gene Ontology annotation, cellular component: plasma membrane. Gene Ontology annotation, molecular function: electron transfer activity. NCBI's taxonomy places the organism in Eukaryota, Viridiplantae, Streptophyta, Magnoliopsida, Poales, Poaceae.